CGCAACAUCAACACCAGAAACAAACCACCACCAUUAUCACUUCUUCUCCGUUUAGUGUCUAAUGCGACCUACCUACACAGCCCUUUACAUCGCGCUUCUCAUUUUGAAACAUCCCAGCAAAUGUCGCAUCUAAGCAUGUCCUCCUCGUUUGAUCCUUCGCUCUCGACAAGUGGUAUGCGGCCGCCUCUGGCCUCGGCGACAGCACCUUCAAUGGCGGACUCGCUUCCCAGUAUCAAUUUUGGAUUCGAAGAUUUGCGCAGCCGCAUGGCGCAGUUCACCGCUCAGUUUGAUGCGUUUAUUGAACGUGGCAGGAAGCAGGUCUUGGAAGAAAGGAAUCAGUUCAAGAGCGGUUUAGCUGAAUUACAAGAGGAUGAGCGUAUGAGACAACGAGAUAUUGAAAUUCUCAACCUCAAAUCACAAACACACGAACAGACCCUUCAGAAAGAGGCCGCUGAAGCCGCUGAGAUGCAUGCUGCUGUUUCAUCUGUGAUAUUAGAGCGUGACUCGCGUCUUGCAAAGCGUGAUCGGCUCAAGCAACAAAUUGAAGAGACACAAAAGGCCAUCAACCAAAAACUGGAAGCACAAAAAAGCCACUCUCGCUAUCUUGAUGCCCAAGCACGCUUAAAUAUCCCGGAACUUGAAUUCUGGCAGGACUAUCUAUGCUUACGGAUUGAAGGCGCGGGUAGGGAAGACCGAUUGAAAUUUGUCUAUAGCCAUCUGUUGGAAAAGGAUUGGGAGGCUGAAGCAUGGUUUGAACUUGGCACCUCGAACCGCGACUAUGAAAUAUUUCAUUCACGACCCAAACUGGACAGGCAUUCUCUGGAUCGGGAGCUAGACAUGCUAAAUGAGGAUCGCGAUUUUGGCGCUUUUUUGAAAAGAAUGCGAAAGCUAUUCGUCGAAGUCUUGAAAUAGGAUCCAGCCUGCGUCGUUAUGAGUUUACGCAUCCAUUAGUUUUGAAUCGCUAUAAUCCUACGGUGUCUAACUUUUGGCGAAUGUGAAUUACACCCAGUUCGUACACUAUAGAAAUACAGCGCUACAAACGAUUGGCUGGACACAGAAGUCAUUCAACUUGAACUAUUGCUAAUAAUCUCGUUAUUUAGCGAAGACGGUAGG
Aspergillus versicolor CBS 583.65 is the source of this 1113-nucleotide messenger RNA. Its product is annotated as kinetochore Spc25 family protein. Gene Ontology annotation, cellular component: Ndc80 complex. The coding region runs from base 136 to 912 and encodes 258 amino acids. The transcript is spliced from 2 exons. Gene Ontology annotation, biological process: chromosome segregation. The record is from RefSeq and is a predicted model, not a curated record. Lineage: Eukaryota; Fungi; Ascomycota; Eurotiomycetes; Eurotiales; Aspergillaceae.